Prosopis cineraria is the source of this 4039-nucleotide messenger RNA. RefSeq lists its product as uncharacterized. The transcript is spliced from 33 exons. Gene Ontology annotation, cellular component: nuclear envelope; cytosol. Lineage: Eukaryota; Viridiplantae; Streptophyta; Magnoliopsida; Fabales; Fabaceae. The coding region runs from base 972 to 3710 and encodes 912 amino acids. Gene Ontology annotation, biological process: protein import into nucleus. The record is from RefSeq and is a predicted model, not a curated record. Gene Ontology annotation, molecular function: small GTPase binding.
AACUUGAAACCUCUUCGUGGUGACAUUUCUUGCAGGGGAGCGGGAAAAGCACCGAACGGAACAGUGCGCAAACUGAAAAAUCCAACCUUUGAGUUCUAACUCUAUUAUCUGAACUAUAGGCUUUUUUCUCGGUUCUUUUCCUUGCUUCUAUUCAUGGCCAACGUCGUUGAUCGAGAUCAGCAUUGGUUGCUCAAUUGUUUGUCUGCCACACUUGAUCCCAACCAUGACGUGCGAUGUUUUGCUGAAGCUUCAUUGAAUCAGGCCUCCUUCCUACCGGGUUUUGGCACUGCGCUAUCAAAAGUUGCUGCAAAUAAGGAGCUUGCAGUGGGAUUGCGCCAAAUAUCCUUGUCAUAUUUGAUACAUCAAUAUAUUUCCCUCAUGCUUUCCAUCCUUCUUAAGGGAAGAAUACUGUCUGUGACACAGUUCUUAAUUGAUUUUCUGUGCCUGUGGUAAACAGUGAUUUUUACUUUUGACCAUUGGCAGAAGGCAUAGCUAGGACUGGUAAGAGAAAAAGAAUUUAAAACGAAAAUAUCUUUUUUGACAACUAAGGAAAUGUUUGUUGGUGUCUGAAAUAAUGCGGAGAACUUGAACUUUCCUUAUUCUCAAAUUUGAUCAGGAAAACAGUAAAUUGAUGUUUGUCAUAUCUUCUCUCUCCCCUUACAUUACAUUUGCUUUUUUUUUUUUUUUUUCUUUGGUGACAUAGCAAGAGUUACAUGCUUGGGUGUUGUUGAUAUUUGUGCUAGAAAGUAUCCACUUUCCAUGAGCCUUUUUUUUUUUUUUACAACUUGAAUGGCUUAACUUACCUCUACCUAGCUGCAGUCCUUUUGAAGCAGUUUGUUAAAAAGCAUUGGCAGGAGGGUGAGGACGCUUUUGAACCUCCUGUUGUUUCAAGUCAUGAAAAGGUGGUGAUCCGUGAAAUUCUUCUAUUGGCAUUGGAUGACUCUCACAAGAAAAUCUGCACAGCUAUCAGCAUGGCUGUGGCAUCUAUUGCAGAAUAUGACUGGCCAGAGUUUUGGCCAGACUUGUUACCAUUCCUCUUGAGGUUAAUUAGCAAUCAGGCCAACUUGAAUGGAGUGUAUGGAGCCAUGAGAUGCUUGGCGCUUCUCUCUGCAGACUUGGAUGAUCAAAUAAUUCCAACACUAGUACCUGCUUUGUUUCCAUGUUUGCUUACAAUUGUAUCUUCUCCCCAGAUAUAUGAUGCAUAUAUACGAAGCAAGGCCAUUACAGUAGUAUAUUCUUGCACUUCCAUGUUGGGGACAAUGAGUGGCGUCUAUAAGACAGAAACAGGAACCAUGAUAUUCCCUAUGCUUAAGCCAUGGAUGGCCCAAUUCUCUUCUAUUCUUGAGGUUCCAGUUCAAUCUGAAAAUUCAGAUGAUUGGGGUAUCAGAAUGGAGGUUUUGAAGUGCUUGAACAAGUUUGUCCAGAAUUUCUCAAGCCUUAUUGGCAGUGAAUUUGAGGAAGUAUUGCGAUCACUGUGGAAUACAUUUAUCUCCUCCUUGAGAGUGUAUGAACGAUCAUUGAUUGAUGGUAUAGAAGGUUCAUAUGAUGGAAGAUAUGAUUCUGAAGGUGCAGAGAAAAGCCUUGAUUCCUUUAUUAUUCAGAUGUUUGAACUUCUGUUGACUAUUGUGGGUAAUACAAGAUUGGGAAAGGCUGUUGUGGCAAAUGUGAAAGAAUUGGUCUACUACACUAUCUCUUUUCUGCAAAUGACAGAACAGCAGGUUCAUACGUGGUCAAUGGAUGCGAAUCAAUUUAUUGCUGAUGAAGAUGAUGCCAAUUACAGCUGCCGAAUUUCUGGUGCACUUUUGCUGGAACAAGUAGUUAAUUCUUAUGGCGGUGAGGGAAUUCUGGCCAUCAUAGAUGCUGCAAAACAACAGUACACUGAAUCUCAAAGCAGAAAAGUAGCUGGCAAUGCAAGCUGGUGGAAAAUAAGGGAGGCUACUCUUUUUGCAUUAUCAUUUAUUUCUGAGCAACUGUUGGAGGCAGAGGAUUCAGGUCUAGUAGCAAGUGGCUUUCACCACCUGGUUGAGCAGAUAAUCACUGAGGACUCUCUAAUAGGUUCUCAUGAAUACCCCUUUCUUUAUGCUCGUAUUUUUGCUUCAGUUGCUAAAUUCUCCUCCAUGCUAAGCAGUGGUGUUCUAGAACAUUUCCUUUAUGCAGCAGUGAAGGCAAUCACAAUAGAUGUGCCUCUGCCUGUGAAAGUUGGUGCUUGUCGUGCACUUUGCCAGCUCCUUCCUGAAACGAAGAAUGAAAUUACCCAACCACAAAUGUUGGGUUUAUUUUCAUCUCUCUCGGAGCUUCUUUCUCAAGCAUCGGAUGAAACCCUGCACAUGGUACUUGAAACUUUGCAAGCAACAAUUAAGGCAGGUCAUGAAUCAUCAGCGUUUGUGGAGCCCAUUAUUUCUCCUGUUAUCCUUAAUGUAUGGGCAUUGCACAUUUCAGAUCCUUUUAUCAGUAGUGAUGCACUUGAGGUUCUUGAGGCCAUCAAAAGUAUACCUGGAUGUUUACAUCCACUGGUUUCCAGAAUUUUGCCAUAUGUUGGACCAAUUUUAAGUAAACCACAAGAGCAGGUUGAUGGUUUGGUAGCUGGGUCAUUGGAUCUGGUAACAAUGCUACUAAAGAAUGCCCCUCGUGAUGUAGUGAAAGCAAUAUAUGAUGUUUGUUUUGAGGCCAUGGUCAGAAUAGUACUUCAAAGCAAUGAUCAUAGUGAAAUUCAGAAUGCCACAGAAUGUUUAGCUGCUUUUAUAUCUGAGGGAAGACAAGAAGUUCUUGCUUGGGGAUCUAAUUCUGAAGCAACUAUGAGAAGUUUACUUGAAAUAGCUUCAAGGCUUCUAGACCCAAAUUUGGAAAGCUCUGGAUCUCUUUUUGUUGGGAGUUACAUUCUUCAACUUAUAUUACAUUUGCCGUCACAAAUGGCAGUACAUAUACGCGACCUGGUUGCUGCUGUUGUCAGACGUAUGCAAUCUGCUCAAAUUGCUUCCUUGAGGAGUUCAUUGCUAGUCGUUUUUGCCAGAUUGGUUCAUAUGAGUGCUCCUAAUGUUGGACAAUUUAUUGAUUUGCUGAUCUCAAUUCCUGCUGAAGGCCAUGAUAAUUCCUUUGCUUAUGUAAUGUCAGAAUGGACUAAGCAACAAGGUGAGAUACAGGGGGCUUAUCAAAUAAAAGUUACUACAAGUGCUCUAGCCUUGCUGCUAAGCAGCUCGCACACUGAACUGGCAAAAUUAAGUGUUCCAGGCCAUCUAAUUAAGUCUGGUGUGGGAAUAACCACAAGGUCAAAAGCAAAAUCAGCUUCGGAUCAGUGGAUAAUAUUGCCACUUCCUACAAAGAUAGUGGCUUUACUGGCAGAUGCAUUAAUUGAAAUACAAGAGCAAGUUUUGGCUGGUGAUGAUGAGGAUGAUGACUGGGAAGAAGUUCAACCCGGGGAUGACAUUGAAAAUGAGCGAGGAUUUCUUUCUUCCUUGUCUGCUGCUGCUUCAGGGAAACCCACAUAUGAACAUCUUGAAGCAAUAGCAAAAACAUUUAAUGAGGAUCAAGAGGAUCAAUAUGAAGAUAACCUUUUAAGCAUUGCUGAUCCCCUUAAUCAGAUAAAUCUGGCAAUCUACCUCACGGAUUUUUUUGGUAACUUGUACCAAAAUGAUAGACAGUUUUUUGAUAACAUUUGUCAGAACUUGACUCAGGCUCAACGAAAUGCUAUUCAAACGGUGCUGCGGAGAUGAGUUUUAAUGGUCUAAAGCAAGAGAUGGUGCCCCCCCCCCCUUUUGAAUCAACGAACAGAUGGUUGAGAAGGCGUAAUCUGAUUCAGUUUUUUCCCCUUUUCCUUUUUCUUUUUCUUUUUUUUUAGUUUUUUUAUUUUUUAAAUGUAUUUUUCAUCAGUUUUGUGUGUUCAUUACAUUUUCAUUUGUUCUUGUACUAGGGCCCUGUGGAUGUGUCCUCCGAGGCGUAGAUUUAUUUUGGAGUUUGGAUUGUUCAAAUGUGAGUCUUUGAGAUGUGUAACUUAUUUGGCUAUCCAUCAUUUCAAUGAUCAGUUUUCCAUUGACAUUGGUUA